GAUUGAUCGGCUUCUUUAAAUAUUUUUCUUUUCCUUCUCCCUCCCUUUUUCUCAGAUAGAACUGGAACUACUGAGGUAGAUUAAUUCAUUGUGAAUCGCAUUACAGAUUGAUCUAUUUUUGUUACGUGAGGUUGUUGAAGAUUUGGAGGAUGGAGGAGUACUUACAGUACAUGAAAACUUUACGCUCACAUAUGAACGACGUGGAGGAUCAAGCGGCGAAGAUUUCUGUCGAAGAGCAAACGCAGAUCACUACUAUUCAGACUCUGAAGAACGAGGUUGAUUUAGCUAAAUCUGAAACAAAGCUACUAAAGGAGGAUUCUGACCUAAUGAUGAAGGGAAAGGGACACAUCUGCUCUCAGAUUUUAGAAAGACGAAAUAAAAUUGCUUUGUUGGAAAAUGAUUCGUCCACACUUUCACAGACAUUGGAGCUUAUCCAACAGGAAAGAUGCAACUUGUCAACCAAACUUGUUGAGAAACGUGCAUUCUAUGGCAUGACUGAAGAGGAGAUCAACACCAAAUUAAAAGAACAACAGGACUGGUUGGAUUCAUACAAGUCUAGCUUAAAGAUUGGAGACCAUAAUUUGGAUGAUGCAUACAACGAUACAAUGACAAAGGUUGAUGCUGCCAAAACUAAAUUUGACAAGCUGACACAUAUGAGAUCUGAACUUGCCUCAGAACAUCACAAGGUGAAGGAAUCAUUGGAGAAACUGAAGGGUAGAAUUGAAAAUUUUAAGCAAGAACUAAGGGAUAUGCCUAGUGAGACCCUGGAAGAGGAGCUUCAAGCUCUUAUUUCUGACAAAUCUGGAGAAACUCAGUAUCAUGAAUCUAUACAGAACCAAAUCGACACUAUUAAGGGAAUUUCACACAUGGUUAAAUGUGGUUGUGGAGAGGAGUACAAAGUAGAAGUGGUUAUUUGUUUGUAAUAGAAACAUGUCACAACUCAACAAAAGGGUCUUUAGUCUUUACACAAAGUCCAUUGUAUGGAGCUUGAGUAAACUCACUAAUCAUUGGAAUACCUAUGAGUGCAAAAAACUCCUUAUUACUAUUAGAUAUGAAUGCAAUCAACUUCUUAUUAGUGUUAUAUGUUGUAAUAUAAAAUAAUUUAGGAUGUUACUAACAUGUAAAUAUUUUUUGGAUGACUUUCCACUUGUUAAAUAUGUUUUUGUAG
Molecule: messenger RNA, 1168 nt
Organism: Lactuca saligna
Lineage: Eukaryota; Viridiplantae; Streptophyta; Magnoliopsida; Asterales; Asteraceae
Source: the annotation of a GenBank genome assembly